UGUUUGGUAACUAAUUAGGACCACCUCCACAAGCAGCAUAGCAGAUCCUCCAGGCAACCCUAGGAACCGUAUAAAAGUGCUCACGACUCAGUACGCUUCUAAACACUUCUGUGGACUUCAUCUCCUCGGUGAACCGGGUUUACCUCCACCCCAGAAAGAUGACUUUCUCCAGCCUGUCCUAUCCAGAAUGUGGGGUGGCCCGACCCAGUCCAGUUACUGGCAGCGCCAACGAGCCGUGCGUUAGGCAGUGCCCUGACUCCGAAGUGGUGAUCAGCCCCUCACCGGUUGUCGUGACCCUCCCUGGACCAAUUCUCAGCAAUUUCCCUCAGCAGAGUGACGUGGCAGCCGUAGGAGCACCUGUGGUCGGAGCUGGUUUCGGAGGCUCAUUCGGUUUGGGGGGAUUGUACGGCUAUGGAGGCCAUUACGAAGGAUUGUAUGGUGUAGGGAGAUUAGGUGGUUACAGGGGCCUUUACGGUUACAGGGGAUUAUUGGGCCAUGGGGGAUACUAUGGUUACCCGGGCCUUUACGGUUAUGGGGGAUUAUUGGGCUAUGGGGGACACUGCGGUUACCCGGGCCUAUAUGGUUAUGGUGGAUUAUGUGGUUCCGGGAUAUCUUCCCAUAGGUACCUCAAUGGAAGCUUUGGGCCAUGUUAA
Mauremys mutica (yellowpond turtle) is the source of this 653-nucleotide messenger RNA. Its product is annotated as scale keratin-like. The transcript is spliced from 2 exons. The record is from RefSeq and is a predicted model, not a curated record. Gene Ontology annotation, cellular component: intermediate filament. Lineage: Eukaryota; Metazoa; Chordata; Testudines; Geoemydidae. Gene Ontology annotation, molecular function: structural constituent of cytoskeleton. The coding region runs from base 159 to 653 and encodes 164 amino acids.